Salvia miltiorrhiza (redroot sage) is the source of this 1633-nucleotide messenger RNA. Its product is annotated as N6-mAMP deaminase. Lineage: Eukaryota; Viridiplantae; Streptophyta; Magnoliopsida; Lamiales; Lamiaceae. Bases 306 to 1511 code for a protein of 401 amino acids. The record is from RefSeq and is a predicted model, not a curated record. Gene Ontology annotation, biological process: adenosine catabolic process; inosine biosynthetic process. Gene Ontology annotation, molecular function: adenosine deaminase activity. The transcript has 11 exons.
AAGCAUUCUACUAACUGAACUUCACUUGAUCCUCAAACUUCAUUUGUCUGACGAUGACUUGAACCUCGGUCUAAUAAUCAGAGAGAAAGCAUUUUACUUAGUGAACUUCACUUGAUCUUCAAAUUUUAGAGUUAUUUAAUUUGUGGUUGUUUACGAGUGUGGGGUCUUAGGAAAUGAAAGGAUAAUAAGAUUGGGUUGACCAAAAUGAAUAAGAAUUUCUUUUAAUUUCAAAAGUUCUCUUGAAAUUGAAUCAUUUUCAAAAGUUUCCUUAUGAUCGAAAGUUAAUAAAUCAAGAAUGGCCCCAAAUGUUUCAAGUGCAUUGCAAGUGGAGAGACAUGGAGUGGUGUGUGUCGAUGCCCAAAAUUGAACUCCACGCGCAUCUCAAUGGCUCAAUCAGAGACUCCACGCUGCUGGAGCUUGCCAGAGAACUAGGCGAGAAGGGUGCUAUAGUUUUCUCAGACGUUGAGCAUGUUAUUCUGAAAAGUGAUCGAUCUCUGAAUGAAGUAUUCAAGUUGUUUGAUUUGAUUCAUAUUAUUACAACUGACCACAAAACUGUUGCGAGGAUAACCAAAGAGGUUAUUGAGGAUUUUGCUGCAGACAAUGUCAUUUACCUGGAAUUGAGGACGACUCCAAAGAGGAAUGAUUCUAAAGGUAUGAGCAAGCGCUCGUACAUGGAAGCAGUUCUUGAGGGCAUAAGAUCUGUCAAUUCAGUUGAGGUAGAUCUUUCUGGUAAACUGAAGACAGAUGCUUCUGCACAUCCUCAUUCGGUGGAUGGUUUAUGCAAUGGAAUUGGAAGCAAGAAGAUAUAUGUGAGGCUACUUCUUAGUAUUGACCGUCGUGAGACUGCUGAAGCUGCUAUGGAAACUGUGAGCAGUCUAUAUGACCAGACGAAGCUCCAGGUUAUAAAUUGUUUUGGAUCUAGAGACCUUAGUGAUUGUUACCUAUUUUUGAAGGUGGAACUUGCUGUGGAUCUCAAAGAUUUUGGAGUAGUGGGAAUAGAUCUUUCUGGCAACCCUAAUGUUGGGCAAUGGAUGACAUUUUUACCAGCGUUAGAGUUUGCUAAAAAGCAAGGACUUCCAAUUACCUUACAUUGUGGCGAGGUGCCCAAUUCAGUUGAAAUCCGUGCAAUGCUAGAUUUUCUUCCCGGGAGAAUCGGGCAUGCUUGUUGCUUUGAAGAUGAAGAGUGGAAGCUUUUGCAAAGGCUUGAAAUUCCAGUGGAGAUCUGUUUGACAUCCAACAUUAAAACUGAAACAAUUGCUUCUGCAGAUGUUCACCACUUUGCUGAUCUAUAUAAAUCAAACCAUCCUCUAGUUUUGUGCACGGAUGAUUGCGGGGUCUUCUCUACCAGUCUAUCUGCUGAGUAUGCCCUUGCCUCAUCUGCAUUUGAUCUUGGAGAGAGGGAGAUGUUCCAGCUGGCACAAAAAGCCAUAGACUUCAUUUUUGCAAGUGGGGGAGUGAAGGAAGAUUUGAAGACCACAUUUGCCUCAGCUCUCACCAAACUCAACUUAUAAUCUGCUAGUUUCAAACAUUCUUUACAAAUUUGAACUCCACAUCUCUGUUGAAGAAAUUAGACGUCCCUUUAAAGUUACCCCCAUAUUUCAGAUUAUUAAAUUAUCCACCACUUUAACUGAAA